AUCUGUAUCGGAACUUAAUUUCAUCUAAAAUAUAAUGGAAAAUUGCGCUUUCUGCCGAGGAUCAGCAACGUUACAGUGUCAGAGAUGUCGAGAAUUCUAUUGUUCAGCAGAGUGCCAAACUGCUGAUUGGCAAAAUCAUAAAUUUUUUUGUGUAGCAAUGCCGGCUUUGAUCAAAACCAGCAAGUCAUACAUGAAAAAAUCCUUGAUGGAUAUCUCUAGCAUCGAAGUAGAAUCACAAAAACGAUUAUCGCGACAAAAUGUUAAUUUAAAUAUAACGCAAAUGCGAUUACCUUAUGGUAAUCAAAAAUUUUCAACUGAAGCUUCGAAGACUGAGUUAAAUUCUGAAGUUGUUGCUAGUCAGAAUCAACAAAAUAUGGAAAAAUGUGGUAUUUAUUCAAAUAAACAACAAGUCAAGGAUAACGUAGAUAAAAAUGCAAAAGAAACGAGCAUUGCAUUAAGUUCACUGAAAUCAAUAGAAAUCCAAAGAGAAAAUACAGAAGAAACAAUUUUUGACGAAAAAUCGUCCUAUUCAAGCAUUGCCACAAAUGGUUUGUUACAUCGUUCUAAAAAAAUUUGGAAAACAUUAAGAUCAUAUCCAAAUGGUUAUUUCAAUGCCAUAGUGCAAUAUGCAGAUCAUAAAAAUAAUGUGGUAUGGGUGUCAGAUGAGGAUUGGAAUAAAGAUGCUAUGAAACUUCUUUCUGAAACGAAUCAUAAUGUUAAUUUUCUCGAAAAUGUUUCUAAGGAUGAUGUAUGCUAUGAAUCAUUAGUAAUUGCGCCAUUUGAAGAUUUAUAUUACCGGGCAAUAGUUAUUGUAGAAAUAAAUCCAUUUGACGAAAUUAAAGUUCGAUUAUUGGAUUAUGGUAACGAGUUUUUUGUCCAAUACAAAAAGUGUAAAAAACCUAACGCUAUAGUAAAAAAUUUCCCAGCAAUGGCUUUUGCCAUUAAGUACCCAAAAAAAGUAAAAAUUGGAGAAUCGAUCAAAAUUAAAGUUUCAAAGAAUUUGAGCAAUAAUCUUUUUUCGGUUGAAGAAAUGUGCAUUGAAAAAAUGGAAAUUGCAAAUUACGAAAACACAAAAUCUUGUGAUGUGAGAAAAUUGGCAAAGUCAUUUGAUAUAACCAAGACAAGUGUUUUAUCAACCUUAAAAGAUGAAUUUGUUAUGAAAGCUUUUCAUAGACUUAAUAUAAACAGCAACAAAGCUUUUGGUAUUAUCACACAAGACGAGGAAAAUGUGAAAAAUUUGUUGGGCUUAAGUAAAAUUUUGAAUGAUGACAGUAAAUCAAAUUAUUACAGUAUUUUGGAAACUAGUGUUGCAGAAGGUUCAUAUAUAGCAGCAGAGUUUGAGCCGAAGAACUGGCGAAGAGGAUUAGUCGUUGGUAAUCAUAACCAGGACUACCUUGUUCUUUUUAUCGACGAUGGUGAACUUAAAAUUGUUCAAAAUAUUAAGAGGUUACCUGAAGAUUUCAGAGUAAUUCCUAGUUCAACUGUUUGCAUAGAUUUCAGCAAAAUUAAAAACAAAAAAGAUAUUUUGCUUUAUGCAGAGGAGUCAAUUACUCUAAUUUGUAAGCUUCAGGGAGGUUCAUCUAACUGUGAAAUACUAGAAUGUUCUAUAUUUGCUGAAAAUUCAGAGCUAGGUAUAGUAUCUUUAACGAAUUUUGACGGAAAUUACAAGAACUUUAUGGGAUUUGAUACUUAUACUUAUCCGUUCAGGUCUGGUAAUACAGUUUACAUCAGUAGAAUAAUAGAUUACUCAACAUUAACUUUAAGCUUAGAAGUACUAAUUUCAUAUUAUGAAAACAUUUUCAAUGAAAUUGGUGAAUCUAUCGAAGCCCCACAAUCGAAAGUAAAAUAUAAUAUUGGGGAUACAAUUUUAUUCAAACCUGAACAUGUAACGAAAUAUAUUCGUGGCAACAUCGUUUCAAUCAUUAAUGAUUCCAAAUACGAAGUUUUGCAUAGUGAAUCCGAAUGUUUAUAUCAAGUGAGCUCACAUAAUAUAAGACAAGCGUCAGAUUUCGUGAAAUUUUGUCCACUUAUUACACGAAAAGUUUCCCUUUAUAUACUAAAUUUGAUGAAAACCGGACAUGAAUCAAAUAGAGCAAUUGAGACCCUAAAAAAACUUAACAAAGACAGACAAAUUCUUAUCUUUGAAUGGGAAAAGGAUUUAGUUGAAUUAUUUUUGGACCAUGAAAAGACAAAAUCUUUAAAUAAGAUGCUAAUAUCAGAAUUAUAUGAAAAAGUGGAUGAAAAGGAUGAUUUUAAUGAAAUAAAACCUGCACAAAACGAAACAUUGAAACCAGGAGUAAUAUCGACUUCAAACCCAGAAAAAAAAAAUUUACCAUUGAAUGAUUCUGGUAAAAACAAAAUAUAUAAAUUAAGCGACCUCAAAACUGUGUCUUUGAAAGCUGGUGAAAAUAUUCGAUUACUAAUAUUAGAUACAAGUGAUAUAAAAAGCGGAAUUUUUACUGCCGCAAUAGACGAUCUGGAAUAUUACAAAGAAUUAAAUGUCGUACAACAACCUAAAAUUGGAAAAUAUUGUCAUCGAGAUAAUAUUGAAAAAGAAUAUUACCCAAUACCCGGUGAAAUUUGUUUCACACUUUUUAAAGCAGAUAACAACUGGUAUCGUGCACUUUGUUUUAAAAUUGAAUCAAAUGAUGAGUUCAAUCUAAUGUUUUUGGAUUUUGGAAAUAUUCAACUUUCCAAUGCUAAACAAAUUCGUAAAAUGACUAAGGAAUUUUUGUUUCCUUGUUACGCUAAUACUUGUAUUCUCUUAGGUCUCCCACCAAAACUUUCCGAGAACUCCAUAAAAAAGUUACAUGAAGCUAUUCAUCCAGAUUCAAUAAUUACGGUAGAUAAAGUUGAAAAAGCGCAAGAUCAGGAAUAUUUGAUUACAAUUAAAGGAAUUGAGAACAUUUGAAUUUAAAAAUAACUUAAAGUUAUAACUUCUCUUUCAAUUUCAAUUAAUUAGUUUUUAUAAAUUUUAUAUGACAAAUAUGUGGUUUCUAAAUGGAAUUAAAAAUAUUAAAAUUUUCAUUAGCUACUGAA
This is a messenger RNA of Condylostylus longicornis, 3039 nucleotides long. RefSeq lists its product as uncharacterized. The coding region runs from base 35 to 2911 and encodes 958 amino acids. The transcript is spliced from 6 exons. The record is from RefSeq and is a predicted model, not a curated record. NCBI's taxonomy places the organism in Eukaryota, Metazoa, Arthropoda, Insecta, Diptera, Dolichopodidae.